AUGGUAGUGGUUGAGAUAGCAUUAGCAGAUGCCAUUUUUGCAGAUUAUCGAAGAGAGGAGGAGAGAGAAAUGAGGGUUUCAUUCGAUGUUGAAACAAUUAGUUUAAGUGUUAAGUCCGGAGGAACAAUGUUAGGGACUUCCAACUUCAAUGGUUCGAAAAAAGAUCUCGCUGAUGAUUUCGCAAAGUAUAAUUAUAAAUCUGAAUGGUUCGCAUUGAUUUCAAAUAGUCGUGGGAUUAGUAGCCCGUAUUUAUGGAAUAUUUCAAUAUUGAUUGGGGUUAUAUUAACUCCAUAUGGAUACUCAAACGGUUACUCAAAUCUGGAAGGAAGAUUAGAACAUUACCAACUUUUCAACCAAACCCUCCCCCAAUCUAAUCUCGAUUUAACUGGGAUUAUCAAAGCAAAGUAUGGACAAGAUUCUUGCAAUGUAGGAGACAAAGGUAGUUUUACGCCAAAUGUUCAAGAUAACCGUGAGCGGCUGAUCUUACUUAUGGAAGAAAUUGAGAAGGCUGGUUAUACUGGUAAGAUCAAAAUUGGGAUGGAUGUUGCAGCUUCUGAGUUUUAUACCAAGGAUAGGAAAUAUGAUCUAGAUUUCAAGAAACAGCCAAAUGAUGGAUUUCAUGUGCAUACAGCUCAAGGUGAUCUUGGUGACCUCUACAAAGAAUUCAUUAGAGAUUUUCCUACUGUUUCAAUUGAAGAUCCAUUUGGCCAAGAUGACUGGAAUUCAUGGGCUUCACUACAAUCUUCAGUAGACAUCCAACUGGUAGGAGAUGAUUUGUUGGUGACUAAUCCAAAGAGAAUUGCUGAAGGGAUUGAGAAAAAGGCUUGCAACCUAGCAAGGGAUGAAUUCCUAUAA
Spinacia oleracea (spinach) is the source of this 855-nucleotide messenger RNA. RefSeq names its product enolase 1, chloroplastic-like. Gene Ontology annotation, biological process: glycolytic process. The coding region runs from base 1 to 855 and encodes 284 amino acids. The transcript is spliced from 6 exons. Gene Ontology annotation, molecular function: phosphopyruvate hydratase activity; magnesium ion binding. Gene Ontology annotation, cellular component: phosphopyruvate hydratase complex. NCBI's taxonomy places the organism in Eukaryota, Viridiplantae, Streptophyta, Magnoliopsida, Caryophyllales, Amaranthaceae. The record is from RefSeq and is a predicted model, not a curated record.